Penicillium riverlandense is the source of this 1788-nucleotide messenger RNA. Its product is annotated as multicopper oxidase. The record is from RefSeq and is a predicted model, not a curated record. Gene Ontology annotation, molecular function: copper ion binding; oxidoreductase activity. NCBI's taxonomy places the organism in Eukaryota, Fungi, Ascomycota, Eurotiomycetes, Eurotiales, Aspergillaceae. The transcript is spliced from 3 exons. The coding region runs from base 1 to 1788 and encodes 595 amino acids.
AUGAAGAUCCCUUUUGGCAGUUGGUUCCUGGUCGCGGCCUUGUGCCUUGCACAGUGGGCAUCUGCCGCCACCAAGUACUUUGCUAUCACCCUGACAUGGGAAAAUCGAACUGUUGCGGGCAUCACUAGACCGAUGAUACAUACCAAUGGCCAAUUUCCUGCCCCACAAUUGUCUUUGGACCAGAGUGACAAUGUCGAGUUUUAUGUUCAAAAUGACUGCCCUUUCUCGGUGACUGUGCAUUUCCACGGAAUCGAGCAGCGUGGUACACCAUGGUCUGACGGUACCCCGGGCGUGUCUCAGCGACCAAUUCCACAAGGCGGCUCAUUCCUUUACCAAUGGAACGCAGAUCAGUACGGUGCUUACUUCUACCAUGCCCAUCACCGCGGUCAGAUUGAUGAUGGACUUUAUGGACCAAUUUAUAUCGCCCCCGCCCGUUCGGUGGAGCGGCCUUUUGAUCUUAUCAGCAACAGCUCGACCGACCUCAAGGCUAUGCUGGAGGCGGAAAAGAACACAUCCCCGAUCAUGCUGUCUGAUUGGAAGCGGUAUACAUCGGAGCAAAUCUGGAGUGCCGAAGAAGCCUCUGGAGUUGAUGCACUCUGUGCAAAUGCGCUUUUGAUCAACGGAAUGGGCUCCGUGAAUUGUUUCUCGCAGGCUGAGCUUGCUUCCUUCGUCAACGAAACGGGACUGCAACCGUUUCUGGGGAACGAGACCUUGACAGACCUGGGUUGUCUACCUCCUGAUCUUAUCGCCGCACAGGGUGCUUACCCUCACAACUAUAGCGCUCUACUACCGGGCAUGUUUGAUGGAUGUGUACCCACCGAGGCCUCUCAUGCGCGAUUUAAUGUCAACCCAGCUGCUCAGUAUGUAAGCUGGGACUUGAUCAGCUCCGCCGGUGUCCUCGAGAUGAUUUUCUCCGUGGACGAGCACGAGAUGUACGUCUACGCCAUUGACGGACGCUACAUCGAGCCUCAGCUCGCCGACGCCGUCAUCGUCCCCAACGCAAACCGAUACUCAGUAAUGAUUCCACUGAACAAACCAGCGGGCGACUACACAGUCCGAGUGGCCAGCGCAAGCGCGAACCAGGUUCUCAACGUCACAGCGACAAUGCACUACGAGGCCACAAACAAACUGCACAGGCCGUCCAACCCGUGGAUCACACCUGCAGGCAUAAAUGCUACCGAGGAGACAAUUCUCUUCGAUGAGAGCCAAGUCGUGCCUUUCCCGGUCAUAGCGCCUUCCACCGACGUCGCUGCAACUUACAUCCUCAACAUCGGCCAGAUCAACUCCUCAUACAUCUGGAAACUGGCCAAUCAAUCCUUCAAUAUAGGAUUUGAAGAGUCACAGCCCCUUCUCUUCAACGAGUCCUCCAUCCCAUCUUACCUGUACAUCCGCACCAAGAACAAUACCUGGAUCGACCUCAUUCUGCAGGUAACUACAGUUGGCCAGCCGCGGCAUCCAAUACACAAACAUUCCAACAAGCACUUCGUCAUCGGCCAGGGCAAUGGUACUUUCAACUACUCGUCAGUUGCGGAGGCGAUGCAGUUUAUCCCGGACUCCUUUAAUCUCGAGACUCCGCAGUAUAGAGAUACAUCCCCCACGCCUCUUCCGCUGAACGAGCCAACCUGGUUGGCCAUUAGGUACCAGGUUGUUAACCCGGGGGCGUUUUUUAUGCAUUGCCAUAUCCAGAUGCAUCAGAGCGGAGGUAUGGCUCUGGCGAUUUUGGAUGGGGUUGACCACUGGCCUGUUAUUCCUUUGGAGUAUAGGCUGGACGAAGCCGAAUCCUCUUGA